This is a messenger RNA of Lepisosteus oculatus (spotted gar), 1960 nucleotides long. RefSeq names its product zinc finger protein ZFP2-like. NCBI's taxonomy places the organism in Eukaryota, Metazoa, Chordata, Actinopteri, Semionotiformes, Lepisosteidae. The record is from RefSeq and is a predicted model, not a curated record.
CGCGUUUUCUCCUGGUCAUACGGCCAGUUUGUGACCUCUGACCCUCCGGCGUAUCACGGCUCUAGUACUUCCGGGGGGAAACGUAAACUCAUCACAAGCGCAGCUGGAAUGGCACUGCGGUGCCGCACUAUUAAGAAACCGGGAACGAGUCCUUUCUGAACUGAGCAGCACGAUGGAGGGCCCCGUGUAUAUCUCCGCUUUUGAGAGCCAGCUCUCCUCCUUCAUGGAUUGCCUGCUGAAGCAAGCCGUGUCCGGCAUCACCAGGCUGGUGGAGGACAGCGUGGUCGGUCUGUACGGCGAGAUCGCCAGUAAAGAAGCCGAAAUCAAGGCGCUGUCGGACAGGCUGCAGGAGUGCGAGCGAGAGCUGGCGCUGGUGGGGACGGGCGAGGGCGACGUCCGCCCGGGCGGCAGCGAAACGGACGAUGGACCUGCGGGGGGAGAGGGGGGCUGUGACCUACGAGCGACGUCUGCCGGACAGGAGCCGGCUUACUGCGGCGCCAAGGCCGCGGUGGUGACGCCGGCGUACCCGGACAUCGUCCACAUCAUCGUCGCCCCCCAGCCCUUCCCCGCCUCGGAGCAGGAGGCCUCGUUCGCGGCCGCCACCCUGGCCGGCGUGGCCAACGAGCACGAUUACGAGCCCCUCGCGCCCCCCGGCUGCCCCAGAGGGGGCCCUGUUGAGGAGGAGGAGGAGGAGGAGGAAGAGGAGGGGGACGAGGGGUAUUACAACGGCGUCUCUGAUUCCCAACCGGCCGCGGGACAGGGCGAGCCCGGCGUCCUGCUCCUGGCCCCCGUCUCCCACCCCGCGGGGGUUCCCGAGGACCAGAAGAGACCGCCGCCGCCGCCCGCAGACGGGAAGCCCUACGGCUGCGGCGCCUGCGGCAAGAGCUUCGGCCAGGCCCAGCAGCUGUGGCGCCACCAGCGGGCCCACGCGGGCAAGCUGCGCCACCUCUGCCAGCAGUGCGGCAAGAGCUUCGGCCAGCGGGGGCACCUGGUGGCGCACCUGCGCUCGCACACGGGGGAGCGUCCCUUCGGCUGCGGGGCCUGCGGCAAGCGCUUCAGCCGGCCCGAGACCCUGAAGAAGCACCAGAGCGUGCACUCGGGCGUCACGCCCUACGCCUGCCCCCAGUGCUGGAAGAGCUUCAGCCGCGGGGACUACCUCAAGUCCCAUCUCGCCACCCACGCGGCGCUCAAAUCCCACCUCUGCCCCCACUGCGGCAAGGCCUUCGCCCAGGCCAAGCAGGUGAAGAUCCACGAGCGCGUGCACACGGGCGAGAGGCCCUACUCCUGCCCCGUGUGCCAGAAGGCCUUCAGCCAGCUGGCCGCCCUCAGCGUCCACAAGCGCAUCCACACGGGCGAGAGGCCCCACGCCUGCGCCCAGUGCGGGAAGCGCUUCGGCACCCUGGGGGCCCUGCAGGUGCACCGCCGCACCCACUCGGACGACAAGCCCUUCUCCUGCACCUCCUGCGCCAAGGCCUUCCGCACGGCCAAGCUGCUCAAGAGCCACCAGCGCACCCACACGGCGGAGAAGCCCUUCGGCUGCGGCGAGUGCGCCAAGGCCUUCAAGACGGCGGCGGAGCUGCGGCUCCACCAGAGGGCGCACACGGGCGAGCGGCCCUACGGCUGCGAGCAGUGCGGCCGCACCUUCCACCGCGUGCACCACCUGGAGUACCACCGGCGCACCCACACGGGCGAGCGGCCCUACGUCUGCGACGUGUGUGGCAAGAGCUUCGGCCGCGCGCAGGUGCUCAAGACCCACCGGCGCGUGCACACCGGCGAGGCGCCCUACGCCUGCCCCGAGUGCGGGCUGAGCUUCAAGCAGCUGGGGAACCUGCUGAGCGUGGAGCUGCCCGGGGUGCUGAUGACCAGUCUGCUGCUGCAGCAAGGGGCUGGUGUAGCAGCGCUUUCACGCUCGGACGCGGGGCGACGCGGGGGUGGCGGGGCAGGGGGGGGCUGGUUCUAA